Musa acuminata AAA Group (dessert banana) is the source of this 1800-nucleotide messenger RNA. RefSeq names its product protein TIFY 4B-like. NCBI's taxonomy places the organism in Eukaryota, Viridiplantae, Streptophyta, Magnoliopsida, Zingiberales, Musaceae. The transcript is spliced from 10 exons. Bases 323 to 1390 code for a protein of 355 amino acids. Gene Ontology annotation, biological process: regulation of jasmonic acid mediated signaling pathway; regulation of defense response; response to wounding. Gene Ontology annotation, cellular component: nucleus. The record is from RefSeq and is a predicted model, not a curated record.
GUGAAGGGGAGACGCCGCGGCCAAACCAUUCGUCCCUCAAGUUAUUUCUUAUUUCCUUUCCGUGCCCUUUCUUUCUUUUCGUUCUUCCGAUCUCCCACCUCCUCUCUCUCUCUCUCUCUCUUCCCCUUUAUAAACCCGCCUCACAAAAAAAUGAAGCUAGAUUUUUAGGUGCUGCCUGUGAUCGAGAUCGUUAGUUUGAGUAAAAAGAGUGAUGUGAUCCGUGUCCCCUCCUCCUCCUCUUGCUAACGCUGAACCUUCGAGUUCUCCGUUCGCCGGAACCCGGGGUGAUCGCGGCGUCGUACCUCCGCCGGUGUCCGGCACCAUGAACCCCGGGGAGACCACGCCCCCGUCGCCGCUCGACAAGCCCCUCGCCGAGCUCACCGAGGAGGACAUCGCCCAGCUCACCCGCGAGGACUGCCGCCGCUUCCUCAAAGCGAAAGGCAUGCGACGGCCGUCGUGGAACAAGUCGCAGGCGAUCCAGCAGGUCAUCUCUCUCAAGGCCCUUCUCGAGGGGCGGCCCGGCUGUGACGACUGCCCUGCUGGCGGCGGAAUCCUCCAAAAGCUGCUCACUUCUUCUCCUUCGGAGCCGCUAUCGCCACCGCAGGACUCACCUCCUCCCGCGCCGAAGGAGGGCGGUAGCGGAUCACAGCCGCUGGCGAAGGAGCCGUCGCCGUAUCGAAGGAGGGACCCGAUCCCACCGCCCUAUUCAGCCGGAAAUCCGACGUGCCAGACCCCAAUUGCCGGAGCUGACCUUCCCCACCCGCCGGAGAAGCGCUGCCCCUCCCCCAGGUUGACGGCGGAAGUACCGGUCGGCCAGAUGACGAUCUUCUACGACGGGAUGGUCAACGUAUACGACGGCGUCUCGGCCGAUCAGGCCAGGUCGAUCAUGGAACUUGCGGCCAGCCCGGUCUGCUUCGACGAUCCGACCGGUGCAUUCUCUCCGGCCCGGCCGCCGGCCUUUCGCUUCCCUCCGGGUCUCCCCCGACCGGCCCCGGUCCCCACCGCUCCCUCGUUCGUGGGGACCUUCCCGAUCUCGCCGGCUGGCACGAUGAUCCACCGUGUCGCGGACGGCUCGGAUGACCGCAGAGUCCCGCGGGAAACGGAGCCCGAGGGCCCAACAAGCAGAAAAGCAUCAUUGCAGAGAUACUUGGAGAAAAGGAAAGACAGGUUUAAGGGCAAGAAAAUUAUUGGGGGACCAACUUCUUCAAAUAUGGAGAUGAUUUGCUUCAACCAAAAGUUGAGUUGUCCAAACCAAAAUGAGCUUCCAAACCCAUGCGACACAAGCUUUCCUACCCUAAUUCAACAGCCUCAAUCCCCAGCUAAGUGUAGCCCAGCAGAAAAUGAAACUCAAAGAGAGAAAAUUUUCUUUGAUCUCAACGAUGACGGAUGAGAGAAGAACUUGGCGCUUGCCUUACACUAUCUACUCAUAACUCAUGGACAAGUCUCAUCUGAUUAAUUGGGUCUCUCUCGUCCACCACCCUCUUGUAUUCUGAAGAAUCUUUUGUGGUGGGAAUUGAUGGAUCCGCCUAUGACCUAACAUCAAUUUUUGGACGACGAAACUUAUGGCGAUGCUACUCUAGCAGACUCUGCCCUUUGAAUUUGGGGACUCUGAUUGAGCAUGUUGGUAAAAGCACAAUGAUAAUGUUUAUAACCCAGUUGAUAUGUUCUCCGGCACUAGAUUUUGACAUAUUCGACGAGAUUGUGUCGUUUUGUUUUGUUUCUUAUUUGUAUUUGUAUAUAUAUGCAAUGGCAACCAUCGCCUCGGCAAUUAAUAAGAUUUUGAGAUGCCAACAUUAUCCA